This is a messenger RNA of Perognathus longimembris pacificus (Pacific pocket mouse), 1895 nucleotides long. It is a transcript of the gene Kin, whose product is annotated as Kin17 DNA and RNA binding protein. Gene Ontology annotation, molecular function: double-stranded DNA binding. Bases 62 to 1240 code for a protein of 392 amino acids. The transcript is spliced from 13 exons. Gene Ontology annotation, cellular component: nucleus. The record is from RefSeq and is a predicted model, not a curated record. Gene Ontology annotation, biological process: DNA damage response; DNA replication. Lineage: Eukaryota; Metazoa; Chordata; Mammalia; Rodentia; Heteromyidae.
CGGCGGACCUGGGCGCUCCUGGAGGCGGUGUGUCUCUGUGGUGGUCGCGCCGGUGGUCGCGAUGGGGAAGUCGGAUUUUCUCACCCCCAAGGCCAUCGCCAACAGAAUCAAAUCCAAAGGACUCCAGAAGCUGCGCUGGUACUGCCAGAUGUGCCAGAAGCAGUGUCGGGACGAGAAUGGCUUCAAGUGUCAUUGUAUGUCUGAGUCUCAUCAGAGACAACUGUUGCUGGCUUCAGAGAAUCCUCAACAGUUUAUGGAUUAUUUUUCAGAGGAAUUCAGAAACGACUUUCUAGAACUUCUCAGGAGACGCUUUGGUACAAAGAGAGUGCACAACAACAUCGUCUACAAUGAGUACAUCAGCCACCGCGAGCACAUCCACAUGAACGCCACUCAGUGGGAGACACUGACCGACUUUACCAAGUGGCUGGGCAGGGAAGGCUUAUGCAAAGUGGAUGAGACUCCGAAAGGCUGGUACAUUCAGUACAUAGACAGGGACCCGGAGACUAUUCGGCGGCAACUGGAACUCGAGAAGAAGAAGAAGCAGGACCUCGAUGAUGAAGAAAAAACGGCCAAGUUUAUUGAAGAGCAAGUGAGACGAGGUCUGGAAGGGAAAGAGCAGGAGACCCCUGUUUUCACGGAAUUAAGCAGAGAAAAUGAUGAAGAAAAAGUUACAUUUAAUCUGAAUAAAGGCGCAUGCAGUUCAGCAGGAACAUCUUCCAAAUCAAGUUCCUUGGGGCCGAGUGCCCUGAAAACCCUGGGUAGUGCCGCCUCGGUCAAGCGAAAAGACUCCUCCCAGAGCUCAGCUCAGGCCAAAGAAAAGAAGAAAAAGAAGUCUGCACUGGAUGAAAUCAUGGAGAUUGAAGAGGAAAAGAAAAGAACGUCCCGCACAGACCACUGGCUGCAGCCUGAAAUCAUUGUAAAGAUUAUAACCAAAAAACUUGGGGAUAAAUAUCAUAAGAAAAAGGGUAUUGUCAAGGAAGUAAUUGACAAGUAUACAGCUGUUGUAAAGAUGAUUGAUUCUGGAGAUAAACUGAAACUUGACCAGACUCAUUUAGAGACAGUAAUUCCGGCACCAGGAAAAAGAAUUCUAGUUUUAAAUGGAGGCUACAGAGGCAAUGAAGCCACCCUGGAAUCCAUCAAUGAGAAGACCUUUUCAGCCACCGUCAUGAUUGAAACUGGGCCUUUAAAAGGACGGAGAGUUGAAGGGAUUCUGUAUGAAGAUAUAUCCAAACUGGCCUGAUUGGAAAUUUGUUAACAGUACAUUAAAAUAACUCUAAAGCAUCAAAUUGAUGUUUGCCAAAGCAUUGUGAGACUCUACUGUGUUAGGGUAUUUCUUUUGUAUAAAGCAGAUGUUUUUAUUUAAAUAUUACUGUAUAUUUGUGUAAACUUAGAGCAAAAUUUAAUUAUGUCUCCUGAAGUACCAAAAUUGUAUUUUUUGUCCUCGUUGCUUUUCUUUGUAAUACUUCCUUGAUGAUUUUUUAUCUUCAUUAAAGAAUGUUGUAAAGUGUUUUAUAUAACACAGUUUAGAGUCAUAGAAUUGGAUCUUUUUAAGUAUAUUUUAGUAGUAAAAUAGCAAGGUUGAAUUAUAAUUAAGUUUUCAAGCCAAACUAUAAAUAUAAUAGUUUUAUCGUGAUAUAAUUCACAAACCACACAAUUCUCCAUUUAUAGUAUAAGUAGUUUCCAAUAUAUUUAGAGAUGUGUAACCAUCUCUACUAUCUUAAUUUUGGAGAGCAUUUUUUAUUAUCCUAGAAAGAAACUCUGUAAACAAUAUCUAUUCUUUUCCAACCUCUCCCAGCCUGACAAGCAUUAAUCUACUUUGUAUCUCUAUAGACUUAACUGUUCUGUACAUCUUAUAUAAAUGGAAAAAUAUAAUGUCUUCUAUGCUAGGCAUCUUA